CACUGCGCCUGGGGUUUGUCUACUAGAUAAAAAAGGAGUGUAGAUUGUAUUCGUGGCUCCGUCUCUGGGCUGAUCCGGAAAAAAAACACAUUUGAUUUGACCAUCCUCACGGCGGGUGAGAUUUUUUUGAGAAAUGGCUCCCAAAACCAUCAAAGGUGCUUUGGGAAUAAUGCUGGAGGAUCUGUCAGAACAGAACUUUGAGAAGUUCUGCAGCCAGCUGCUGGAUCGUAGGGAGGAGCCGAGAGUCCGACGCAGGCAAGUGGAGGGAAAAAACUUCCUCGACAUUGCAAAUGUCCUGGUGUCUGUCUUCACUGAGGACAGAGCUCAUGUGGUGGCCGUGGAGUUGCUGAAAGGCAUUACCUGCGUGGAAGAAGCUGUGGAACUCGAGAAAGUAAUCGCUGGACUAUCCUCACCACCUAGACCCAGUGACGCUACACAACCCUCAGCCGGAGCAACUGGUGGUACCAUGGCAGAGGACAAGCAUUUCGUGGACAAACAUAAACUCGAGCUGAUCGACAGAGUGAGCAACACUGCACCCAUUCUGGAUGAGCUCCUCGAACAAGGUGUCAUCACACAUGAGAAAUAUGCUGAUAUCAGAGCUCUGCCCACCUGUCAAGGGAAGAUGAGAGAGCUCUACUCUGGCUGCCUGAGAGCUGGAAAAGAGAGCAAAGAUGUCUUCUACCAGAUCCUCAAGAAACAUGAGGCAUAUCUCAUAAGGGACCUGGAGAACAACAGCUAGAUUUAGAGAUGAAAUCCUUUUUAGACCAAACAAAAUCCUUCUUGAAAAAAGUGAAUUCAUAUUGAUUUUAAUUCUGUAUCUGUGUGGGUUUCACUUUUUACCACCGUACAUUAAUGUUAAAUCCAGAAGUGUUUCUUUUUAUGCAAUAAUUUAAUGAGAUUUGAUUUAAAUCAAAAUAAAACCCAAUUUAUCAAAUUUUGAUUAUCAUGCAAAAAAACACGAAUGAGGAUUCCACCAAAGUUUGAACUUUAUUAUAAUAAAUGAAAUGCUACUCUGUUAUUAAUCCAAAUUAUUCAUGUAAAUUCAAGACAACAUCUUCAUUUCUCAGGUUUUUAAAAUCUCGUCUUAUACUGUUUUACUCUGUAAGAAUCAGUUAACAUUUGGGAAGUCUUUAAACAACCUUUUUCCUUUGAGAUUUGUAUUUUUCUUCAAUAAAUUCCUCUGAAUUCGUUGUGUGGUUCUGACAUCUUGAGUCUUGUUAAACAUAUUCAAAGUUCUUAAUUAAAGUAGACCGUAAUCUUUG
Messenger RNA from Notolabrus celidotus (New Zealand spotty), 1262 nucleotides. RefSeq names its product PYD and CARD domain containing (gene pycard). Bases 134 to 739 code for a protein of 201 amino acids. Gene Ontology annotation, biological process: inflammatory response; regulation of apoptotic process; innate immune response. NCBI's taxonomy places the organism in Eukaryota, Metazoa, Chordata, Actinopteri, Labriformes, Labridae. The record is from RefSeq and is a predicted model, not a curated record. The transcript is spliced from 4 exons.